AAAUUAACGGAUAUCGUUUAUAAUCUUGCAAGGAUUUAUAACGAAAUAUAUGGAUAAUUUAUGUAUGCACAACUCCUUAUGGAAAUCUUAUUGCUAACAUUACCAUAAAUAUUGUUACAAGAACUAUUUUCAAUAAUUAUCUGUGAAGUAAUCUUCUAUGAAGCCUAUGCUGGGUUCUUCUGCUUCAAGCCUCAUGAGUGCAUCGAGUAGUGGAAGCACUGGUAGUGCACAAGCCUCAGCUGGUCAACACACUAUAGCAGCUACACUUACAGCUGUGCAUAAAAUGGAUUCCGAAUUACGUUGCCCAUCUUGCAGGCGAUUUUUCCAAUGUCCUUUACUGUUACCAUGUGGACAUUCCCUGUGCAAUUUAUGCGCAGCUGGAGCUCUACUCCCCGCUAGCGAACCAAGCAUAGCGGCAUCGAUUGCAGCAGCGCUGCACUUAUCAACAGCUGAGACAUUUAGUCCUGCUAGUGGUCCUCCUCAAUCCUCAUCCUCGUCUUCAUCGACAACAGGAAGUAGUAUAGGUUGUCCCAGUACUUCUAACUCACAAGGAAACACACAAAUUAUGGGUUGUACUUCCAACAUACCUUCAGAUUCUGAUCAAAUGAGUGUUGUUAGCGAGACGGAUUCUGGUGUAAUUGUUAGCAGUCGACCAGGUAGUUAUGUGGGAAGACUACCCGUUAUAAUAUGUUCAUCAACUUCAGGUUUAGGUCCGAGUCAAACCUACAGUAUCUCUUCAUCUUCAAUAAGUCAAGUUACAAGUGGCUUAAUAUGUCCCAUAUGUAACCACGUCGUUGGUCUUUUUGAUGAUAAGGGACUAAGUCAUCUCCCGAGAAAUCGUGCUCUUGAACGGAUAAUAUCUAAAUUUAUAGGCCCUGAUCAAUCACCUCAUUCACUAAAAUUGAGUGCAGACUUGGAACCAUUUUUAUUAAACAAUAACACAGACCCAAUUAAUAGACCAGGUGGACCACUUUGCCAGUUAUGUGAAGAACCUAAUAUCCCAACGGAAAAUCCAUUAUCUUCAGAAACCAAUAAAACUGAAGUGAAUGAACAAAAUUGUUUAGCAACAUUUUGGUGUGAACAAUGUGAAAUAUUUUAUUGUACACGAUGUCGUGAAAAAUGUCAUCCAGCUCGUGGACCAUUAAAUCGUCAUGCAUUACAUUCAGCAACUGAAGGUGUAAAAAUAAUUAGACAAAAACAACGUAAUCAACCUACACCAUGUAUGUCACACUUAAAUAUAAUACCAAAUCUGUAUUGUGUUAAUUGUCAUAUACCGGUGUGUAAUGAAUGCAUAAGUAAUGAUAAUUCACAAACAUUUGAAACACAUUCAAAACAUGAAAUACUUCCAUUGAUUGGAGUCUGUAAAUCACGGAAAACUGAACUAUCUCAAUCACUUCAAGCACUAUCAGAAAGAGCUCGUUCAGCUACGGAGCACAUACAACGUUUAAGAUCGAAGUCAGAAACCGUUAAUAGAAAUCUUGCAGAUUCAGAAAAAGAACUUGUUGAACAACUAAACACAUUAAUUUCUGCUAUUGAAACAAAAAAACAAGAACUAACAGAGCGUUUACGAGACGAAAGAACCAAACGUAUUCAUUGUCUCAAGGAACAAAUUAAUCGUGUCACAUCAUUAUUAACCAAAUCAACUGGUCUUAUUCAAUUUUGUAUAGAAAUGCUUAAAGAAAGUGAUCCGUCCGCAUUUCUUUUGGUAUCUCAAUCACUUAUCACACGUACUCAAAAUGCAGAACAAAAUUUUAUACAAGAACUUCAACAUACUUCAUCCACUAAUGAUAUUACUGGAUCUUUAUUAUCACUUGCUUUAUCAUCAAGUAAAGAUUAUUCACAUCAUUCACCUAAGAAAAGAACACUUAAAUCAACUGAAGAGAUUUCUGGUAAAUACAACAUUCCUGCUAGUAAUGUUAGUGGAACAAGUACAUCUAAUCGAUUAAACAAAACAUUGGAUUUAUUAGGUGUGAAUAGUGUUGAUGCAAUACAUCGAGCAAUUUUAAAUUUAGGUUUAGAAGAAGAUCAAAAUACAAAAAGAACUGAAUAUUUUCAACUUAUCAAUCAAAAAAUUAACGAUGCUCCAGCUCCACCAGCGUUUCUUAUAGAAGAAUGCAUUUCAGAGCGUAAUGUUAUUACUCUUGUGUGGCAACCCACAUCGUCUAUUCCUAUUGAUCGUUACACACUUGAAUUGGAUGAUGGAGCAGGUGGAACUUUCAGGAAAGUUUAUCGAGGUGUUGAAACAAUGUGCACUGUCGAAGGUUUACACUUUCGUUCCGUCUACCGUGCACGCGUUAAAGCACACAAUCAAGCUGGUGAAAGUCAAUACAGUGAACGAAUUUGUCUACAGACAUCAGAUUUUACUUGGUUUCAUUUGGAUAUUCAUACUUCUGUACCAGAAAUUUUACUUACAAAUGGAAAUAGAACUGUUACUAGUCAAUUAUCUGAAGAUAGAGUAAUUCUUGGUUCAACUGGUUUAUCAAGAGGUGUACAUUAUUGGGAAUUCACUGUAGAUCGUUGUGAUCCUGGUGGACAACCUGCAUUUGGUAUAGCUAGAUAUGAUUGUAAUAAAGAAAUAAUGCUUGGUCUUGAUAUGAAAAGUUGGUCGAUUUAUUUUGAUUAUAAACGAAGUUGGUUUUUACAUAAUGGAGAACAUUUUGAACGAACUGAUGGUGGAAUACAUGCUGGUAGUGUAGUUGGUAUUCGACUGGAUUGUAAUAGAGGCAGUUUAUCUUAUUAUUUAAAUGAUCAACCACAUGGUCCAAUUGCAUUCACUAAUUUACCAAAUGGGAUUUAUUAUCCAGCUGUCAGUUUAACAAGAGCUAUUCAACUUACUUUGCAUUCUGGUUUAGAAGCUCCUAGUGAGAGUGAAGAAAGUGAUGAAGAUAGUUCUGGUGGUGGAACAGGAACUGAAACCACUUCUAUGGCAACCACUGUUUUAACCCUACCAUCUACAUUACAAAGCAAAGGAUUAAGGCAAUGAAUUUAUUGACAUGAAUUAUUAACUAUAUAAUCUGCCUGUAAGUUUAUUUGUUUUUCCAAAUGUUUACUUGUAAACAAUUCAUAUGUAGUUCGAAAAAGUUUCAAUCAAGUGAAAUAUCAACUUUCAGGCUAUAAAUUCGACAAACAAACUAACUAAUUCAAGUAAGAUGAAAUCUUCCACCGUUUCUUCAAUUGCAUACACCUUUUAAUAUACGUCUUACUAAUACACAAUGACUGGAUAUAAGUAUCUAUGAAAACAUUGAAAUCAUAAUGUUUAUUUCACUUUUUUUCUCUUUGAAUGUCUUCAAUGAUUUGAAUUACAUAAAUCACUUGAUUAUUAUAUAGUUUCUUUGUAUAAAUCAACUAAUAUAAUAAUUUUAUGCUUUAUUUAUUUAAAAUGUUUGUGUUAUUUGGUGAAUACAAAAAAAUCUCACAGAAAAUCUG
This is a messenger RNA of Schistosoma intercalatum, 3426 nucleotides long. The record is from the annotation of a GenBank genome assembly. NCBI's taxonomy places the organism in Eukaryota, Metazoa, Platyhelminthes, Trematoda, Strigeidida, Schistosomatidae.